AUGCAGGCAUACUUUCAAUAUCGUGCCAUUCGGAAUUCAGUCCGCAAACAAUUAGACGACUUCCCUCAAUGGAUCCACGAUUCCAUUGGCCAAGCAGGUUCAGGAAGCUCACUGCAGCGACGUCCAUCUCGACCACCCCCGAUCCCAGGAAUUCGCCUGAUCGACAACCCCAAUAGCCGGGAAGAGCUCUCUCAUAUCUUUUUUGUCGACUGGGAAAACAAUAAAGACCCGCUGAGUCCACGACAACUUUCGCUCGCCACACGAGUAGCAGUAACAUUGAUCGUUACUAGCCUGGCAUUUGUAGUCAGCGCUUCGUCGUCGAUCGAAUCGGCAGUUGUGCCACAAAGCACCGCCGACUAUGGGGUCAGUGAAGUCGUAGCCGCACUUUUCGUCGGGAUAUUCCUCCUCGGCUUCGCUACCGGAUCAUUAAUCUCAGGACCUCCAUCAGAGAUCCUGGGCCGCAACGCUGUCUACCUAGUUUCCACAUCCCUCUUCAUGAUCUUCGUCAUGGGCUCCGGGCUAUCCACAAACACCGGAGCCAAGCUGGCAUUUCGCUUCUUAGCGGGUGUAUGUGGCUGUCCGCCCCUGACGUGUGCUGGCGGUUCGGUGGCGGAUAUCUGGGAUUCAAAAGAGAAGACAUUGGCCUUUCCGGUCUAUGCAAUUCUUUCAUACGGCGGUGCCAUCCUGGCCCCGGUUAUUGCAUCUUACAUGGGUUCGGGGUCAAUCUCGUAUCGCUGGACUGACUGGAUUGUGCUCAUUAUGGCCGGCCUUGUCUUAUCCCUUAUUGUUCUUGUACAACCAGAGACAUAUGGUCCACUACUCCUGCGGUGGAAAUCUAAGCACCUACGGCAAUUAACAGGCGAUCCUCGGUACCUGUCAAAGCUGGAUCUUGACCAGACUCCACUUUUGUCUCGGAUUAGACGCGCCUGCGUUCGGCAGUUCACUCUGCCAAUCCGGGAGCCGAUCGUCCUUGUACUCUCGUUGUAUCUGACGGUGCUGUAUGUUGUACUUUUCGCCUUUUUUGUCGGGUAUGCCGAUAUCUUCACAGACGUACACGGUAUGUCCCAGGGACUGACAAACGUCGUUUGGGUCGCUAUCCAUCGGAAGCGAGGGCUGAAGGGCGAUAGAGAGGUAUCUGAAAUGGGCAAUGAAACCAACGUCUCUGAGAAACCAAGCACAAUCCAACCAGAAGAUAGACUCUGGUACGCCAUGAUGGGUGCUCCAGCAAUGACCUUGAGUCUUUUCUGGAUGGGGUGGACGGACUAUCCAUCUAUCUCAGUAUGGUCCCCAAUCGUCGGCUCAGCAUUCUUCGGCUUCGGCAGCAUCUGCAUCUUUAUUUCCAGCUAUAUGUACAUCAUCGACACCUACGAGGUCUAUGCUGCAUCUGCGCUGGGGUUCAUGACUUCCUCGCGCUAUUGUGUCGCUGGGGGUAUGACUGUAGUCGGCGUCCCAUUCUAUCAUAACAUGGGGGUGCAUUGGACAUUGACUAUUUUGGGGAUUAUCAGUGCUAUUUUGACUCCUGUGCCCUAUAUUCUCUGGAAGUUCGGGCCUGUGGUUCGGGGGUGGAGUCGAUUGUUCAAAAGAGAGAGAAGGAACAGGGAAUCUAACGAGAAGGACCGGUUAUCCUCCAGGAUGAUCGAUAAAGCCAGAUUAUAA
Molecule: messenger RNA, 1656 nt
Organism: Aspergillus alliaceus
Lineage: Eukaryota; Fungi; Ascomycota; Eurotiomycetes; Eurotiales; Aspergillaceae
Product: MFS transporter
Exons: 4
Coding region: 1-1656 (551 amino acids)
Biological process (GO): transmembrane transport
Molecular function (GO): transmembrane transporter activity
Source: RefSeq, a predicted model, not a curated record